UAUAACAGCCUAGUAUCACCUUCUCGGUUCAAAGAGAGAGCCUUUCAUAAGCUCUGUAAUCCCCUUUCUCUGGGCUGAGGUAUCUAUCUACCAUAUGCACUAUCUUCCGGUAUGUUCAGGUCUUGGUUUCCCGUUUUUGCUACCAGAUCUUCCAUUGCGCCUCAAGAUACUCUGGCUGCGUUUGAAGUGUCUUCUAAAUCAAUUCGCGAGUUUCCAUCGUUAAAAUCUAUUACAACUUACCAGCCCAGUCUGUUCAGUUUGGCUGAUAUUACGGGCCAUCAUCUUUGGAGCCCCUCAGUGCUCAACGCUCACGUCAUAACUGAAAUCCCCGAGGCUCUCGUUUUCUUCCCUUUUCUAUUUUCUUUUUUCGAAAAAUCCGAAAAAGAAAAAAUAAUCAAAAAGGAAAAUGAAAAAAGGAAUUUCUCUUUCCCCAUUUUUUUUAUUAUUUUCUCAAUUUUAUUUUAUUUUAUUUUUCUGGUCCUUAUUUUAUUUUUUACGCCUUCGCUUUUCCUCUUUGUCCCUUUUUUCCCUUCUAUAUUUUCCCUUACCUUCCCACCCCCUCCUUACCAUCCUUCCCUGACCCUUGCUAAAUUUGACCACCGCGACCUCUUAAUCGUCUUCCUUCCCUCCACCGCCUCCCUCUUGCCCCCUGGUCUUUUUUCCUUCCCUCCCUCACCUAUCCGCGCUCAUCUCAUUCCUCGGCUUCUUCCAUCUGCGGAUUAGAACCUCUUUUUGGUUUUCUUUCCCUCUUUUAUUUCGCCUCCUCAACUCAACUCACUCACUCCCUUUUCCUGCUUUUUACUCUUCCCCCUCGACUUGGCUCUUCUGCCUCCCUCAUUCUGGCUUAAGCGUGACCACGAGGCUAUGCUAGCUUCGAAAAUCACCCGACGGGAGCUGGAAUUGUACUUGAAUUGGUCGACUUUCUGACCGGCUUUGACUCCGCAUCGACACUACCUGGUCGCCUUACACCGACACCUUUCGCCUCCGUACAUACUUUACGUACUUACAUACUGCUUACAUAC
Molecule: messenger RNA, 1022 nt
Organism: Aspergillus piperis CBS 112811
Lineage: Eukaryota; Fungi; Ascomycota; Eurotiomycetes; Eurotiales; Aspergillaceae
Exons: 1
Coding region: 112-723 (203 amino acids)
Source: RefSeq, a predicted model, not a curated record